AGGAGUGAACCAAAGGGCGGCCGAGCUGGAGCUCAAGACCUUUGUUCACAUCAUGAAGAACCACCGGGCGGAUGAUGACUUCAACCAGGGGCUGGCUGCCAUGCUCAAGACCCGCGACUGGCCUAAGAGCUAUCCCAACCUGAUGGCAUUGUGGCAGGCCAUGGCUGUGCUUCCACUGAGCACAGUGGAGUGUGAAAGAGGAUUCAGCAGACAGAACGUGAUCAAGUCGUGGCUGCGGACGAGCUUGUGCGAUGCAAGGCUGAGCGAACUCAUGACGAUCAACAUGCUGGACUACGACAUGGACUACGCCGAGAUCGUUGACAUCUGGAGGAAACAGAAGAUGCGAAAGCAGGCUAAGACAGUGGCCUAUGAGACUCCCCUCGACAAAGGCAAGAGUGCAGCCGAGGAUUCGGAUGAGGAGAUUGCAGCACUAGUGAGGGUUCAUAUGAGGAUGAUGAUGAUGAUGAUGAUGAUGAUUGAUGAGAUGCUGCUCUGUUACCGUGCCAUGUGGAUGUGAGACAAUACUUUUUGCUGGGCAAAUUCUA
Messenger RNA from Closterium sp. NIES-67, 545 nucleotides. Lineage: Eukaryota; Viridiplantae; Streptophyta; Zygnematophyceae; Desmidiales; Closteriaceae. The record is from the annotation of a GenBank genome assembly.